AUGCAGAGCUCUCGCUAUGCUCGGCUGAAUCCUUUCGGGACUUCUCAGCCGACUGCGAGCCCCAUUGUUGAAGAACCUCUGCACUUUUCGAAUCUUAUUCCGGACUCUUCAUACAACCCAGCGCCGUCUUCUCAUGUUAGCGACGAGAGUUUGAACAAUAUAUCCAAGAAACAGCGGCUCAAAGUCCAGAACCGUUCAAUUUCAGGCGGCGAUGGCCUCCCCUAUACGGGGUUUGACCCAAACGCCGACUUGAGGUCUCCCAAACGCCGUCCGACAAGCAGCUCGUUGUACAGGGCCGCAGCAUCGAUCCGAGAGUUCGCCGUCUCACACUUCACGGUGCCUUCCGUUGCGGCGCCCUGGGAACACGAACUAUCUGAAAAGCAUGGCGCAAGCCUACCGCCCUCUGACAGUGUCCGGUACUUCGAUCAUCGGCGCCAGCGACGGAGAUUGUUCAUCAACAGUACGUUUCAAUGGUUUGUCACGGCGUUCAUAUGUGCUGCCCUGGCCAGUUCCUUGUACGGCUUUUCCACAGUGGUUAGUGGCCUGAGCACGACGCGCAAAUAUGUCUUCAACGCAUUGGUCACCGGCUUGUCUUUGUGUUUGGGUCUGAACCUUGCUUCCUCGUUGAGGGGCUAUGCGCAAAUGAUGCGAUGGAGGUUCCUCGCCUCGGGAUACCGCACGAUUCAGGACUUCGAGCUCAUCAUGAACUGCGACAGUCAGUCAAAAGUCUUCCGCUUGAUCUGGGGCGGGCGGACUCGUGGGAGGUGGUUGCCGAACACAACUCAGAUCCUUGCCCUCGUUUGGCUCCUGAUCAAUAUCGCACUGCAAGUCUUCACCGCUCUGCUAGGUCUGACAUAUUCCACCGAUGUCAGUUCGGACUACGUCUUUCUGACCUAUGGAAACGUGAGCGUCGUCAAUCUCUCUUACAUUGGCAAUGCCGAGACGACUGCGAUGUACGCUGGCGACUAUACCAGUCUCGAAGCGUCGCUCGCAGAGCUCGCAGUGGCCAAUGAAUUUGGUGUCACCGGACAAGACUUUUCCGUUUGGACCACCCCGUUUGACGAAUACGUCGGUUACGAUCAGUCUGUCUACACAGAUGGGGAAAUUUUCUGGUACCGGUUUAUCGAUCGCUCUCCCCUGGCCUAUUCCCUGGCUACUAACACAUGGCGGACUGUAAAUGCCACAGCUUCAUGCGAACCCCACACUGUCACCUUCGGAGGCUACGCUGGGUUCAACACCGAUAACAGCUCCCUGCUGUGGGACGUUACGUGGGUGGAUUCCAACGGCGUGGAAAACACAUGGACCAUCCCCGACCAAUCAACGGGUGGAACCACGUGGAUGAGCAAUAUUACGAGUGAUUGCGGGCCACGGUGUGCUCAAAUAUACGCCCUCCAGGUCGCCGACAAUAUCACCACUGACGUCCCCACGCCGCGCUUCUGGAGCUGCAUCUCGAAUGUCUCUACCGUGGACGGAAUCGACUGGUAUCCCGACCUAUAUCCGGACCCUGCCUGGUAUCAAAUCCCGGAUGAGCAGGCCGGCGUACUGGCCGGAGCGAUAGGGUGGUCAGGUGUGCUCACGCUGGGGAAUGACGGUGAGUUGUCGUUCACGACGCCGGAGUCACAGCUUCAGAUGGUCUCCUACCAGGUCGACAGUCAAUGGAGCCCACCGGGCAACUACUCGGCGGAGGACAUGGCAUGGCUAGUCAUGAAAUUCACAGCUGGAGCGAUCAGCGCGAUGGAUGCGGUUGGUCCACGCUCCAAUGUGACGGCGUGGGGACCGGCUCCAGCGCAAGUCAUCCAGGUGCAGUGGAGAUUUGCGGCCUCCAUCCUUGGGGGGAUUCCGGUGGCACAGGGGUUGGUGUUGCUGAUCGUGAUCAUGUUCGCGAACAAAGCCAUCAUCAAAGACACAAGCCACUUGAGCACGGCGAGAUUGUUGAGGCCGCUCGUGGAGAAACUGGGCGACCGUGGCUGCCUCUUGACGGGCGACGAGAUCGCCGAGCAGCUCGGGAACUACAAGAUCAUCUACGGAGUGAGAGAACCCAACGCUGGAUUAGGCGGUGGGUUGGGCGUCGGCGUCGUGGGCGGCGAAGACGGCAAGAUCAGGCACUUGGAUAUACUCGAGGAAAGUGAAGGGCUAGGGUAUAGGCACGGACGCAUGCCCGAAGGGAGAUACGACGGUGUAUAUCCAGUCAAGGACGAGAAAACCGAGGCACUGCUGGCAAACACCACGGAUUCGGGGUCGGAGUCGGAGUCGGACGAUGAUCAUCGAGCACCACCAGCGUGGAAUGUGCGGCGGAGAAACGAGAGACGGACUCGGAGAAUGAGCAUCUAA
This is a messenger RNA of Cladophialophora carrionii CBS 160.54, 2331 nucleotides long. RefSeq lists its product as uncharacterized. Bases 1 to 2331 code for a protein of 776 amino acids. The transcript is spliced from 2 exons. The record is from RefSeq and is a predicted model, not a curated record. NCBI's taxonomy places the organism in Eukaryota, Fungi, Ascomycota, Eurotiomycetes, Chaetothyriales, Herpotrichiellaceae.